UAGUAUUAGACAUAUUUGACAAGUUCGACUACUUCCACCCUCUAAUCCAUACAAAGCAUUAUUAAAAGCGCCAUUUAUUUCUUUUAUCAUUUUGUGAUUCGAUAAUUUUAGCUUAGGAAGAAUUUCGUUUAAGAAUUUGGAAACGAGUCAGACGCAUUUUGCAAGUCUACUAAGAUCGGUUCCGUUAAACAAAAACAUCUUAUUUUGCUAAAUCUUUAUUAAAAUUAACUACUUCUGUAAGUUCGUAUCCCCGCAAAAAGAAAGGAUGGAGGUUCCUUUAAACUUGUAUGCCCCAAUUGAAGAAGUUGAAGAAGAUGUGCAAGUUUUAUUCGCUGUCCAUAAGAAGAAAGAUGCAGAUUUAGGAAUGUUUGACUCUAAAAUGGACAGAGUGAAUAUAGAACUUGAUGAGUACAAGCUUCAAAUUAAACAAAACCGUCAAUCGUUGCACCAACUCCCUGGUUCUACUGGUUCUGUAGUCUGGAAAACAUCUAUAAACGUUGUUCCCUGGUUGAUAAAACAACCUUGGUUUGCUAACACACUUUCAUCGGACGUUUGUGUCUUAGAGCUUGGAUCCGGUAUAAGUGGGAUAGCAGGAACUCUUCUAGGUCCACGGGUUGGCAAGUAUAUUGCGACGGAUCAGAAAGAUUACUUAAAAGGGCUUCGAGAAAAUCUAGACCAGAAUGGAGCUAAUGUUGUAGAGGUAUCCGAACUGGACUGGACAAACCCCCCUUCUGAAAAAGAGUGGAAAGAUGCCUCUUUAGACAUUUUGCUCUUGUUUGACUGCGUAUACAACCCAAAUUUGAAUACUCACCUUGUAUCUUCUAUGGCCUCAUUUGCGCGCUUCUUUCCUGACCUCACUUGUCUCGUAGGUCAAGAAUUAAGGGACCCUGAAACACUCACCGAUUUUUUACUAAAAAUUCAACCCUAUUACCAGGUUUUUCUUUUUAACUACGAACAGGAGGGAUUUCCAGAGAAUAUGGCUCUUUUCUUGUUGAAACCCUAUAAUCAUAAAGCCUUGAUGUAUGCCGCUUUAGAAGAAGCAAAGAAAUGCGAGCCUACCGAUUCGGCUUUUUGCGUAGGAUCAGUCCUUGUUCAACACGGUGAAAUAGUCUCAACCGGAUAUUCACGUGAGUUGCCUGGCAAUACCCAUGCGGAAGAAUGCGCCAUCAUGAAAUACUUGUCGCAACAACCUCGCGGAUCUUCUUUGAAAGGAACAGUGAUUUAUAGUACUAUGGAACCCUGUAGUAAGCGUCUUUCAGGGAAAAAAUCCUGUACCGAUCAAAUUAUCAGUCAAAAUGUAUCAACAGUUGUGCUUGGCUCUAGAGAACCAGAUAUUUUCGUGAAGUGUGAAGGAGUAGAUCUGUUAAAGAAUUCUGGUGUAAAUGUUAUAGAGGAGCUUUCCUUCCAAGACGAAUGCCUCAAGGAAGCCGUUCGAGGUCAUCAUAGUAAUUGAGCUGUAUACGCUGCUGAAUUACUAAAUUUUCGUACUCCUUUUGUCAAUUAAAUGCCAGACUAUUUCCGCAUUAAACUCCUUCACUCGGCUGAUUGAAUGGAUAAACGAACCGAUAAAUCUGAAUGACUACAAUUUGGCCUCUAGCUAUUAAACGGUUGUUCAUUGAAGUUUUCUUUUUCAGUCAAAAGAUUGAUAAAACUGAUUUGACAUUCAUUCAGAAAAUGUAUCAGCAUGAACACAAGAUUGAUAAAUAUCAUUUUGCCAAGAGCAACCAACACCGUUUCUACGAUAUACUCGUUGGGGUUUCAAUUUUUCGGAAAGGGGCUUUGAAUUCAUUUAAUCCUUUGCUUAUUAGUUUUUUGGUUUUGUU
This is a messenger RNA of Schizosaccharomyces cryophilus OY26, 1823 nucleotides long. Its product is annotated as CMP/dCMP deaminase family protein. Gene Ontology annotation, molecular function: catalytic activity. NCBI's taxonomy places the organism in Eukaryota, Fungi, Ascomycota, Schizosaccharomycetes, Schizosaccharomycetales, Schizosaccharomycetaceae. Bases 266 to 1453 code for a protein of 395 amino acids. The transcript has a single exon. The record is from RefSeq and is a predicted model, not a curated record.